UUAUAUUGCCUUUGUGUGUCUCUCAACGAAAGAGUUCAAUACUUCUUUGUACUAGAGCUAAAUUCACCAGGCAAUGGCAUAACUAGCGUUGUCAAGGAUGCAAACACGAGGUAGAACCUUGCAUUCAAAAGGGCCUUUUUUUUUUUGUGUUUGUGUGUGUGUGUGUGUGUCUCAUUCGAAAGGGUUCGAGACAUUUUUGUACUAAAACUAAAUUCACUAGGCAAUGGCAGAAAGGGCGCAAAGCCAAGCUAGAACCCCUAAAUUGUCUUGCAUUCGAAAGAGGUUUUUUGUAUGUGUUUCUCUGUCGAAAGGGUUUAAGACAUUUUUGUAGUAGAGCUAAAUUCUCUAGGCAAUGGCAGAACUAGUGUUGUUAAAGGUGCAAAGCCAAGCUAGAAUCUUAAUAUUGUCUUGCAUUCGAAUUUUUCUGUGUCUCUCUCUCUCAUUCAAAAGGGUUCGUGAUAUUUUUGUACUAGCGCUAAAUUCACUAGGCAAUGGCACAACUAGUGUUGUUAAGGGCGCAAAGCCGAGCUAGAACCCUAAUAUUGUCUUGCAUUUGAAAGGAUUUCUUUCUUGUGUGUGUUUCUCAUUCGAAAGGGUUCUGGACAUUUUUGUACUAAAGCUAAAUUCAUUAGGCAAUGUCACAACUAGUGUUGUUAAGGGCGCAAAGCCGAGCUAGAACCCUUACAUUGUUUUGGAUUUGAAAGGGUUUUUUCUUUUAUGUGUGUUUCUCAUUCGAAAUGUUUCGAAACGUUUUUGUUGUGUGGUGGGGGUAAGCACGGCUAGGCCCACGCCUUGACAUCACUGAUGGCCACCUAAACAAGAUUCCCUGCCUUUUUUUGCAAUCAAUGUACAUAUAAAAAGGUAAGGAGGCAAAAACAAAGUUGGCUAACUCAUGUAGUGGAUUAUGCUCGGGACAAAGUUUUGACUGUAGUGGUAAUAUGACUCACAAACAGGACACUUCAAUUAAAUAUUAGUAAUAAAGUAGUUCGACCGUCCAAAUUUCUCUCUAGAUUGCAAAAGUAAACAAUAAACAAAGACCAAUAAGCAUUUGUCCCCAAAAGUCAUUGCCUAGUCUUUCUAUUUAAUCACAAUCCUCAUUCAUUUUGUACUACACUACUUUGCUUCUUUCCUUUGUAUUUGACUCUUUUACAGGGCCAAGAACAUGAACUCUGUGUGGGCAUUAUUGGCUUCCAUUGCCUUGAUACGUACCACACUCUACAAUUACUUGCCUGAAAAGCUCCGGUUAUACAUCUCUGCACGGUUCGAAGAAUGGACUCGCCGGUUCAAUACUGAUGAAACCAUGGUGUUCAAAGAUUACCAAAGUUCAAAGAUGAACCAACUUUUCCAAGCUGCAAAUCUUUACCUUGGAGAAUCGCUUCCCACUAUUUCAAUCCCUCGUGUGACCGUAGAAAAGACUGAGAACGUAAGGAACCUCACUUUUUCCAUGGAGAAAAAUACCGAGAUGAUCGAUGUUUAUGAAAAUAUACCAAUGAAAUGGAAGUACUUCUCUGAUUAUAGUCAAGGUAUGUCCAAACAUGAGAUCAGAUGGUAUGAACUAUCAUUUCAUAAACAGUACAAAAGCUUGGUCACCAAUUGUUAUUUGCCAUAUAUCCUUGAAAGAGCUAACAAAAUCAAAGAAAGGAACAGAGUGGUGCAACUCCAUACAGCAGCUCAUGAUUUUUGGACCCCAAAACCAGUGAUAAUUCAACAUCCUAUGACAUUUGAAACCUUAGCCAUGGAUGGGAAUCUCAAGAAGGAGCUUGUGGAAGAUUUAGACAGGUUUAUGAAUAGUAAAGAAUAUUAUCAACAGAUUGGAAAAGUCUGGAAAAGAGGGUAUUUGCUUUAUGGUCCUCCAGGGACUGGAAAAUCUAGCUUGAUAGCUGCUAUGGCAAAUCAUUUAAAUUUUGAUAUCUAUAACUUGAAUCUCUCAGCUGUUUCUUCAGACUUUGUUUUGCAGAAUUUGUUGCUUAGUACUGCCAAUCGUUCGAUUCUUGUGAUUGAAGACAUAGAUUGUUCUAUUAAGUUGCAGAACAGAGAAUCUGGGAUAGAACAACCUAUAAAGUAUCAGCAACAAAACAAGGUAACACUUUCUGGAUUGUUGAACUUCUUUGAUGGUAUUUUAUCCUGCUGUGGGGAAGGAAAGAUACUGGUUGCUACUACCAAUUACAAAGAUCGAAUCGACCGUGCAUUACUUCGUGCCGGUCGAAUGGACAUGCAUAUCUACCUUACUUAUUGCACUUUCUCUGCCUUUAAACAACUAGCUUUAAGGUACUUGGAGAUUUCUGAUCAUAGUCUUUUUCACCACAUUGAAAAGCUUCUACCAAAGGUUAAAGUUUCCCCUGCUGAGGUUGCUGGUGAACUAAUGAAGACUAGGGAUCCUAAAGCAUCUAUUGAGGGCCUGAUCAAGCAUCUUGAAGAAAAGGUAAAUUUGAUUGCAGAUGGCAACUCUGAAGUUAGUCCCAAGCACCAUUCAUCUCUUUCACAGACAUCAAAUUGCCAAGUCCAUAAAUCUUCAAUAUCACUUCCUUUGGCAUGUAAUGGAGCUAGUAUGGACAAUGUAAAGUCUCCAGGUCCAAAACCAGAUGUUUCGGUCAAGUCAAAGUUAACCGCGGACAGUGAGGGUGACAACAACUUCGAGAAGACGGAUUUAGUCCGGGAUCGAUCUUCACGCCAUAAUAUCCUACAAGUCAUUGAAGACAUGGAAAAGGAACUGUUGAGCUACAAAGAAGCAAUUAUAGCACUGCAAAAGAAAUCAUGUGGGACACUGAAUAAAUUGGCUGGGAUUAAGGCCACAAUAUAAAUAAACUCACAUUCAAUUUAGUGAUGGUGAAUGAAACCAACCCCAUUUUUAAUAGUGUCAUUAGCUUCCAAAACCAUGGCUACCAAUCUGCAACUGCUGAUAUAACUUAGAUGUAGAUAGUGGCCUUUGGUUCAAUAAAUAAGAUGCAUAGUUCUUCAUGGUUCAGGCAGACGCUUUUAUACGUCUUUUCUUGCAUGGCCUUUUUUGUUCUUUACUGUUUUAAUAGACAUGAUAAUUGUAUCUUUUUAUUUUAAAAUAAACACCAAAUUGUUUUAA
Messenger RNA from Gossypium arboreum, 3076 nucleotides. Its product is annotated as AAA-ATPase At3g50940-like. NCBI's taxonomy places the organism in Eukaryota, Viridiplantae, Streptophyta, Magnoliopsida, Malvales, Malvaceae. The record is from RefSeq and is a predicted model, not a curated record. Gene Ontology annotation, molecular function: ATP binding; ATP hydrolysis activity. The coding region runs from base 1163 to 2800 and encodes 545 amino acids. The transcript has 3 exons.